Molecule: messenger RNA, 2376 nt
Organism: Scleropages formosus (Asian bonytongue)
Lineage: Eukaryota; Metazoa; Chordata; Actinopteri; Osteoglossiformes; Osteoglossidae
Gene: scn3b
Product: sodium channel, voltage-gated, type III, beta
Exons: 5
Coding region: 823-1467 (214 amino acids)
Biological process (GO): regulation of sodium ion transmembrane transporter activity; ventricular cardiac muscle cell action potential; regulation of heart rate by cardiac conduction
Cellular component (GO): voltage-gated sodium channel complex
Molecular function (GO): transmembrane transporter binding; sodium channel inhibitor activity
Source: RefSeq, a predicted model, not a curated record
GUGGACGCAUGCGCGCGCGGCGGAAAACGUUCUGGAAACCGCGAGUGGCGGAGCGCGCGCUGGACGGCGGCUAAGGCAGUUUUCUCUUUAUGUGUGGUGGGUCAGCGAGAUGCUCACGUAACUACGACACAUGCUUUUUCGUCGCUGUCUGACAACUUUCGAAAGAUUUUUUUUUUUUAAGUUAAGGCUUACUAACAUCGAUUUUUUUUUGGGGGGGGGGGGCUGAGGUACUUUCUCGUCACUGUUUUUAUAUUUUUAACUGUUGUUUGGCGCUUCGCUCUCGUUCACCAUGGAAACAGCCUGUCUCUGAGGCACUGACUGAAGUAGCUCGACGGGUGACCGUGACAUUUACGCAGGAAGGAUCGCUGGAUUUAAUGGAAAAAAAAAAGUAAAACAAGAAUGAAUGAAAAGCAAUAGUAACUUAUUUAUUUCUGUGGUGGAUUCCGAACUCUUUUGGCUCCGUUUACUGCGAAUCUUCAUUCAUGCGCAAACAUUUUUAUUCUUCUUGUUGUUGGCUUCUGUCAGAAGUAGCUGCUCUGUACAUCUGAGGAUUCAGGAUUCUUCCAACAGACUCUCGCUCGGCUUCGCCCCAUCGCGGCGGGGGGAUAGAAGAGGCGGCGCCAGCGGAUCUCAAGAAGACCGGAGCGGAGAGUGCCUCUGUCUUCAUCACAGACAGUCGCUCGAAUCGAAAUCCCCUUCCAGUGUGACACAUUUGCGGCCAGAGUCCUGCCGCGACUUAAUAAAAUCCGGCGCUGAGAAGCGAGUGUUUGUGUUUUCACUAUUUCAGCAGCGGGGCGACGGUGCCCGGCCGACACAGGCAGCAUGAUCGAGUCCAGGGUGGUGGUGCACUGCCUCUCGCUCCUCAUCCUCGUGGUGCAGGUGAGCAGACCCGUGUGUGUGGAGGCUCCCUCUGAAACCGAGGCCGUUCGGGGGAGCCACAUGAAGCUUACUUGCAUCUCCUGCAUGAAGAGAGAGGAGGUUAAAGCUGAGACUCGGGUUGACUGGUACUAUGUGCUGUCCAACAAUGAACCCAUUCAAAUCUUCCAGUACGAUAGACAACCACAGGAGCUGGACGGGCCCUGGAAGGGGCGUCUGUUGUGGAAUGGAAGCAAAGACCUACAAGAUGUAUCCAUCAGCAUUAUCAAUGUCACACACAAUGACUCGGGCAUCUACAGGUGUGAUGUAUUUCGUCAAUUCAACUAUGACUUCUAUACACCUUCCUUCAGUGUCCGAAAGGAAAUCAGACUGGUUGUACACGAAGGAGGUGUUGAAGACGCCACAGCUUUUUACUCGGAGAUCAUGAUGUAUGUCCUGUUGGUGUUUCUCACCUUUUGGCUGCUGGUGGAGAUGAUCUACUGUUACCGGAAGAUAUCCAAGUCAGACGAGCAAGUGCAAGACAACGCGACAGACUACCUAGCCAUCCCAUCUGAAAAUAAAGAGAACCCGGGUGCUCCAGUAAUGGAAUAAAAGUGAUUUUCUCACACAGCAACGGUAUUUUACACCUGCCUUUCCAUGUACUCCUGGUCAAAUGCAUCCUUCCUCCUCCCACUCACAGUGUCUGUGCCUAACCAAAGUCAUCAGCCCUGGAAGUCCUUCAUCUACUUACUCCCAUGAAGCUCAUCUCCAUUUCCUUUGAACACUAGCUCCCCUUUAUGAUGUGACCCCAAACCUGUCCCCCAUGUGAUUUGCCAAUAACAGUUCACAACUCUAGAUGAGCAGAGUGGAAGUGAUUCACAGAAACUGGGUAAUAGUAGAAGUCAUGCACGCAGGAAGUGACAAUGUGGAGUUAUAGAAAAAUGACCAAGAGAAAAACAGAAUUGGCAGAGAGAAUAUGGUGACACCUGUCUUCCUGUUUGUCUUUCGCUCCAUGUCCUGUACCACUCCUUCCUGUUGUGCUGUGUCUCCAUAUUGUCCUGAUUCUCACACCAGUGCAGUACUGCUGCUUCUGGUGCACCUCACCAAAGAUACAGGUAGAUACUGAAAGACACUUCCUGCCACGUUUCACUGUUUUGGUGACAUGAAAUUUGAAGGAUAUUUCACAAAAAUGGGUUAAUUGCUACCAUAAUCCUAUGCCAGUUUUGCAUUGCGAAUUAAAUAAAUUUUAAUGAAAUGCUGUACGCAGAAAGCUCUUCUGUCAUUGAGGCUGAACGCAAAAAAUGCACUUAGAACAUGUGUAAGAUUUGAUACCUGAAAAAGGCAUCACUAAAAUUUUCAGAACCAUGAAGUUUUGCAGGUAUUUUUUGUGCACUAGUUGUGCAAAUUAGAAUGUCAGCAUCACGUAUGGAAGUAACGUUAACUGUAAUUACUUACAUUUCUUCAUUUAGCUGAUGCUUUUUUCCAAAAGGGCUUACACUGUUAAGGUGCUUACAAUUAUUU